CACAUUCGUCACCUAUCUUCUUCUUCUUCUUCACAAUUUGAAGUCUCUGAAAAUUUCCCAUUUCCUCAGUUUCCUUCUUCUCCCCAAAACCGGAGCCAAACCCUCUUUAGCUUCUCAGAUCUGCAUGAACUGCAUGGUUGGGUCCGAUUUCGGUGCUUAAAAGCUUGACCGUCGUUCAGGGCCACAGAAAUUCCCUAGUGCUCAAUUGUGAAAUUUUCUACUGAAGUUUCGGUGUGGGGAUAUCGGAGCUGUUCGAGGUUGAAAGUGGGGUUGUGACCCGUUUCGAUAGAGCCCCUUACUGCUUCUUUUGAGGGGGUAGCCGGGGCUCCGGCCUCGGCGGGUUCUAAAGCCCCCAUUCUUUACAAACUCAUACAAAUCAAACCCUAACCCCCCCUUUCCAAAUUAUUUUUCUUUUUUCCUUUUCGUUCUUUCAUUCUUUGAUUAGGUAGUCGCGGAAGAGAUGCCGGCCCUGGCUUGUUGCGUGGACGCUGCAGUGGCUCCUCCCAGCUACGCCUUUGCCGGGGAUAGCUCUCUUCCCGCGCCGGUCCCAUUUUCCGGCGUAUUUCCGGCCACCGCCUCCGCCGCCGCCGCUUGGUCUACCUCUCUAUCCAACGACCUGUACCGAAUCGAUGCCUGGGGUGGGCCCUACUUCACGGCCAAUUCCUCCGGCAACGUCUCGGUCCGGCCUUACGGGUCCGGGACCAUGCCCCACCAGGAGAUUGAUUUGCUGAAAAUAGUGAAGAAGGUAUCGGAUCCCAAAUCCGAAUCUGGUCUCGGGUUGCAGCUCCCUCUCAUUGUUCGCUUCCCCGAUGUGCUUAAGAACCGGCUCGAGUCUCUCCAGGGAGCUUUUGAUUUUGCGGUCCAGUCCCAGGACUACGGGUCCCACUACCAGGGCGUCUACCCGGUGAAAUGCAACCAGGACCGGUUUGUCGUGGAGGACAUUGUCCGGUUCGGGAAGCCGUUCCGGUUCGGACUGGAAGCUGGUUCGAAGCCAGAGCUUCUCUUGGCCAUGAGCUGCUUGUGCAAGGGUAACCCUGAGUCCCUCCUGGUGUGCAAUGGAUUCAAGGACUUUGAGUACAUCUCGCUUGCUCUGAUGGCGAGGAAGCUAGAACUGAACACGGUGAUUGUUCUUGAGCAAGAGGAAGAGCUGGAUUUGGUGAUUGAAUUGAGCAAGAAGCUGGGGGUUCGUCCCGUGAUUGGUGCCCGUGCCAAGCUCAGAACCAAGCAUUCUGGCCAUUUCGGGUCCACUUCCGGCGAGAAAGGGAAGUUCGGGUUGACAACCAUUCAGAUUCUACGCGUGGUGAAGAAGCUUGAGCAAGUAGGUAUGCUCGAUUGCUUUCAGUUGCUGCAUUUUCAUAUCGGGUCUCAGAUCCCUACGACUGCUCUGCUGGCUGAUGGUGUAUCCGAGGCGGCGCAGAUCUAUUGUGAAUUGGUCCGUCUUGGUGCCCACAUGAAGGUCAUAGACAUUGGAGGUGGUCUGGGUUUAGAUUAUGAUGGAUCCAAGUCCAGCGACUCAGAGAUUUCUGUUAGCUAUGGGCUUGAGGAGUAUGCAAUGGCUGUUGUUCGAACUAUCCGGUAUGUCUGUGACAGGAGGUCAGUGAAGCACCCUGUGAUCUGCAGCGAGAGCGGCAGAGCGAUUGUGUCUCAUCACUCUGUUCUGAUAUUCGAAGCCGUCUCUGCUAGUGCUUGUGAUGUUGCUCCUUCCAUGUCUGCUUUUGCGCUUCAGUAUUUCAUUGAGGGACUUACAGAGGAAGCUCGUGCUGAUUAUCGCAACCUUUCGGCUGCAGCAAUCAGGGGCGAGCAUGAAGCUUGUUUGACAUAUGCUGAUCAGCUGAAGCAACGCUGUGUUGAUCAAUUCAAGGAAGGGUCUCUGGGUAUUGAACAAUUAGCCACUGUCGACGGGCUGUGUGAUUUGGUCUCGAAAGCAAUUGGAGCAUCCGAUUCAGUUCGUACAUACAACGUGAACCUCUCUGUUUUCACUUCAAUUCCUGAUUUCUGGGGCAUUGGGCAGCUUUUCCCUAUUGUUCCAAUUCACCGGCUUGAUCAACGGCCGGCUGUGAGAGGUGUGUUAUCGGACUUGACCUGUGAUAGUGAUGGAAAGAUCAAUAAGUUCAUUGGCGGGGAGUCCAGCUUGCCGCUUCAUGAACUGGAAGGCAAUGGCUCUGGUGGGCGGUACUAUUUGGGAAUGUUCUUGGGUGGGGCUUAUGAGGAGGCACUUGGAGGAGUCCACAACCUGUUUGGAGGACCGAGCGUUGUUCGGGUCUCCCAGAGUGACGGUCCAUACAGCUUUGCGGUUACGCGAGCCGUGCCUGGGCCGUCUUGUGCAGAUGUACUCCGUGUGAUGCAGCACGAGCCCGAGCUCAUGUUCGAGACGCUCAAGCACCGUGCCGAGGAGUGUGGUGAGGUCGAUGAAGAUGGAAUGGCGAAUUCAGCUUUGGCCGCCAGCCUGGCACGCUCCUUCCACAACAUGCCGUAUCUGUCUGUAGCUUCGUCUUGUUGCCUGACUGCAAUGAACAACCAUGGUUUGUACUAUUGCAGUGAGGAUGACUAUGACAUUGUUGCUGAUUCUGGUGCUGCUGGCGAGGAGGAGCAGUGGUCAUACUGCUGUGCUUGAGGAGCCAAUUUAGUCAGUCUUAGCAUUCCCUUAUUAGUGUUGUUGUUGGUGGUUUGUUCCGCUGGGAACGUCUACUUUAAUCUUAAAUUUUAAUUUCUCUCUUUUUUGCUGUUUAAUUUUCAUGAAAGGCAAAGGAUGUAAGAAAUCAAGUCAGAGUGAGAGUCCUUUGCAGUUUGUGGAAAAGAGGGAAUAGGAGCCGAAUCCAAGCUUUUGUAAAUUCGGGGCCUUAUUCCCUCUUCCUAUGUUACUUUUUUUUUCUUCCUUAAAUUAAGAUGUUAUGAACUUAUGAUAGCUUCAACCUAAUUUCUCUC
Molecule: messenger RNA, 2925 nt
Organism: Fragaria vesca subsp. vesca
Lineage: Eukaryota; Viridiplantae; Streptophyta; Magnoliopsida; Rosales; Rosaceae
Product: arginine decarboxylase-like
Exons: 1
Coding region: 461-2614 (717 amino acids)
Biological process (GO): spermidine biosynthetic process; L-arginine catabolic process
Molecular function (GO): arginine decarboxylase activity
Source: RefSeq, a predicted model, not a curated record